Molecule: messenger RNA, 2362 nt
Organism: Arvicanthis niloticus (Nile rat)
Lineage: Eukaryota; Metazoa; Chordata; Mammalia; Rodentia; Muridae
Source: RefSeq, a predicted model, not a curated record
CCACAGAUCCUGUAAUUGGCCGCGCCAGUCCGAGGUACACACAGGCCACCGUAGCUGGCACUGUCGGUAAACAGAGUCCUGUGAAGCCCACUUCUGGUGGUGCAGAAGCCCUGGGCUCCUCUGACCCCAAGCCCCCUGUAGCUGGCAAUCUGCACUUCAAACCUCACCUAGCUGAUCUUGUGUGGAAGGAGGCUUCCCACCCAUCUCAGCCAUGAACUUCCUCCGGAGGCGGCUGUCUGACAGCAGCUUUGUGGCCAACCUGCCCAAUGGCUACAUGCCGGACCUGCAGCGCCCAGAGAGCUCCAGCAGCUCCCCAGCGUCCCCAGCCACAGAGAGGAGGCACCCCCAGCCCCUGGCUGCCUCCUUGUCUUCUCCAGGAUCCAGCCUGUUCAGCUCCUUUUCCAGUGCCAUGAAACAGACCCCACAGGCCCCCUCAGGGCUGAUGGAACCACCAACUCCUGCCACACCCGUGGUUCAGAGACCCAGGAUCUUGUUGGUCAUCGAUGAUGCCCACACAGACUGGUCAAAAUAUUUUCAUGGGAAGAAAGUGAAUGGUGACAUUGAAAUCCGAGUGGAACAGGCUGAGUUCUCUGAGCUGAACCUGGCUGCUUAUGUUACCGGAGGCUGCAUGGUGGACAUGCAAGUUGUGAGAAAUGGCACCAAAAUUGUGCGGUCCUUCAAACCGGACUUCAUUCUUGUCCGACAGCAUGCCUACAGCAUGGCCCUGGCUGAGGACUACCGGAGCCUAGUCAUCGGCCUCCAGUAUGGAGGACUUCCUUCUGUCAACUCUCUCUACUCCGUAUAUAACUUCUGCAGCAAGCCUUGGGUGUUCUCUCAGCUCAUUAAGAUCUUCCAUUCCUUGGGUCCUGAGAAGUUUCCACUAGUGGAGCAAACAUUUUUCCCCAACCACAAGCCAAUGCUGACAGCCCCGAACUUCCCCGUGGUGAUCAAGCUGGGGCAUGCCCAUGCUGGCAUGGGAAAGAUCAAAGUAGAAAACCAGCACGACUACCAGGACAUCACCAGCGUGGUGGCUAUGGCCAAAACCUAUGCCACCACGGAGGCUUUUAUUGAUUCCAAGUACGACAUCCGCAUACAGAAGAUUGGAUCCAACUACAAGGCAUACAUGAGAACCUCCAUCUCUGGAAACUGGAAAGCUAAUACAGGCUCUGCUAUGCUGGAGCAGGUGGCCAUGACGGAAAGGUACAGGCUGUGGGUGGACAGCUGUUCAGAAAUGUUCGGCGGCCUAGACAUCUGUGCUGUCAAGGCUGUCCACAGCAAGGAUGGCAGAGAUUAUAUUAUCGAGGUCAUGGACAGUUCAAUGCCUCUGAUUGGAGAACACGUGGAAGAGGACAAGCAGUUAAUGGCUGACCUUGUUGUCUCCAAGAUGAGCCAACUCCUGGUACCAGGGGCCACGGUGCCCUCACCCCUGAGACCUUGGGGUCCACAGACUAAACCUGCAAAAUCUCCGGGGCAAGGCCAGCUAGGACCUCUGCUAGGACAGCCCCAGCCAAGGCCACCUCCACAAGGGGGCCCUCGUCAGGCUCAAUCUCCUCAGCCUCCCAGAUCUAGAAGUCCAUCCCAACAGAGGCUCUCCCCACAAGGCCAGCAGCCUGUGAGUCCCCAGUCAGGAUCUCCACAGCAGCAAAGAUCACCAGGCUCUCCACAGCUAUCCCGGGCAUCAGGUGGCAGUUCUCCAAACCAGGCCUCCAAGCCAAGCACCAGCCUCAGUUCACAUACUCGGCCUCCUGUGCAGGGACGCAGCACCUCCCAGCAGGGUGAAGAGCCUCAAAAGCCAGCAUCACCUCACCCCCACCUCAACAAAUCCCAGUCCCUGACUAACAGCCUCAGCACGUCAGACACCUCCCAUCGAGGGACCCCAAGCGAAGACGAGGCCAAGGCUGAGACAAUCCGCAACCUGAGGAAGUCCUUUGCCAGUCUCUUCUCCGACUAGCCCUAUCCAGGCUGGAGGACAGGCGGGCAAGAAGACUCAAUGACUGGAGCCAUUCUCUGCUUCCCUCCUCCUCAGCCUUGGUUCCUGAUGGAAAUAUGCUUCCUAAAUAUGUCUGACCCAGGAACUGGUCAUCUACAUUCAUUCCCACCUCCAUGACCAUGACAUUCCAAUGCUGUCUGACUGAGAGGUAGCCUUGAGAGUCCCUAGGUUCCUCAACACGGGCCUUCUAGACAGACGAGGCAUCACUACAUCCACCAUACGCUUGCUCCCCUGCCGCCAGUACCAAGUGAGAUGUCUGUGUGGCUUGUUUUUGCAGUCUUAUUAGUAUUUUGCUUGCCUUUAGGUGGAGGCCCCCCCUUCUAGGCCUUGACUCACCUCCAUCAAAUGCAUACAUUAUAGUCGGACCUCAGC